Messenger RNA from Empidonax traillii (willow flycatcher), 422 nucleotides. Its product is annotated as ectonucleoside triphosphate diphosphohydrolase 8-like. Gene Ontology annotation, molecular function: hydrolase activity. The transcript has 5 exons. NCBI's taxonomy places the organism in Eukaryota, Metazoa, Chordata, Aves, Passeriformes, Tyrannidae. The coding region runs from base 144 to 407 and encodes 87 amino acids. The record is from RefSeq and is a predicted model, not a curated record.
GUUACGGCUCAGGAAGGAAGGACACGAAGGAAGGGCAGCAUCCUUUACCGGGGUCAGGAUCAGGAGGAAGACGGCCACCCCCAGCACUCCCAGCAGGGCCGCCAAGCUCCAGCCCACCGCCCUGAGCAGGCGCGGCAGCAUCGAUGGUUGGAGGAGGAAUGGACUCCAAAGCCAAGGCUGUUGCAGGUCUCCUGGCAGCCGCCUGUGUCUGCAGCAUCAUUGCCCUCAUUCUGAGCGUCGUGAACGUGAAGGAUGUGUUUCUGCCCCCCAGCACCAAGUACGGGCUGGUGUUUGACGCCGGCUCCACACACACGUCCCUCUACACCUACCGCUGGCCUGCGGACAAGGAGAACGGCACCGGCAUCGUGUCCCAGGUGGAUGUUUGCACCGUGGAAGGACCAGGAUAGAGCAGGGAUGUGGGG